Molecule: messenger RNA, 857 nt
Organism: Clarias gariepinus (North African catfish)
Lineage: Eukaryota; Metazoa; Chordata; Actinopteri; Siluriformes; Clariidae
Gene: mcts1
Product: MCTS1 re-initiation and release factor
Exons: 6
Coding region: 168-713 (181 amino acids)
Biological process (GO): formation of translation preinitiation complex
Molecular function (GO): RNA binding
Source: RefSeq, a predicted model, not a curated record
UGUUGUAAAGUUUGCUGUCCUGCUUUGCUGCACGUCGUGGGGACUGAAUCGUUGAUUUCAUUGAGCUUCAUCUGCUAUUUGUUCCUUAUUAAUUGUUGAUUUAUAACUGUUUUUUGGUUUUUACCGUCACUAAACAUUGCAUUGAGGAUAUAAUUACGACCAGAAUAAUGUUUAAAAAAUUUGAUGAAAAAGAAAAUGUCUCCAACUGUAUCCAGUUAAAGACGUCUGUAAUCAAAGGCAUUAAGGGUCAGCUUUUUGAACAGUUCCCGGAGAUUGAGACAUGGCUCAAUCAGAUCAUGCCCAAAAAGGAUCCGGUCAAAAUUGUCAGAUGUCAUGAACACAUUGAAAUUCUGACAGUAAACGGUGAACUGCUCUUCUUCAGGCAGAGAGAAGGACCUUUCUACCCAACCCUGCGACUUCUGCACAAAUAUCCUUUUAUUCUUCCACACCAACAAAUUGACAAAGGAGCUAUUAAAUUUGUUCUUAGCGGAGCGAACAUAAUGUGCCCCGGGCUGACGUCACCAGGAGCGAAACUCAACCCUGCCAAAGUGGGCACAGUAGUCGCAAUAAUGGCAGAGGGCAAGCAGCAUGCACUCUCCGUGGGAGUCAUGAAGAUGUCAGCAGAGGACAUAGGAAAGGUCAACAAAGGCAUUGGGAUCGAGAACGUUCAUUAUCUCAAUGACGGACUGUGGCACAUGAAGACAUAUAAGUAAAAGCACCAUAAAACAUCUAUAGUGUACGUUAUUAACAUCUCUGAACUGCCAGACACCACUCUCUGCCUGUCUGCUGUACAUCAACGGCAAACCAUGCUACAGAUUAUAAACCCGAUGCACUAAUAAAACCUGCAUUCAAGCCAA